Podarcis muralis (Common wall lizard) is the source of this 2603-nucleotide messenger RNA. The record is from RefSeq and is a predicted model, not a curated record. NCBI's taxonomy places the organism in Eukaryota, Metazoa, Chordata, Lepidosauria, Squamata, Lacertidae.
CCCGUACGGGCAGGGGUACCUUUACCUUUACCUUUAAUAUAUAAAUUCAGCAGUCUAAAAAUCAACUGGGGCCAUGAUUUGAACUUUAAAAAGCACAGGUGAAAAAGCGCAGGCUUUGGUAUCCGAACGACAAAUGCUUUGUGUCUCUUCACAAUUCUCCCUUCUGUUCCCCUCCCACCUUUCUUAAAUCCCUCUUAGCGGCCUGCCAUCUCUCCCGAAAGCUUUUUCUCUGCUUCCUGGCCUCCUUGGUUCACCAGGGGAGCUCAGCAGGACUGCUCCGAAUACCUCAAGUACCUGCUCGAUCGGCUUCACGAAGAAGAGAGAACAGGAAGGCGGAUCUACCAGAAGCUCAAAGAGUCCACACUGAUAUCUCAGGCUGAGCAACAGCAGCCUGCAAACAAGACUUUAAUUGAAAAAAUGUUUGGGGGCAGAAUUAAGACAAAAAUCCGAUGUCUGAAGUGCCUGAAAGUCUCUUCCAGAGAAGAAGCCUUCACGGACCUCUCCUUGGCUUUCCCACCAGUUGAUAAUCAUGUGCCUAUAGCCAGUAGCAGUACCUCUCUUUUACCGGUAGAAGAAAUGGGCCCGCAGGCCGUUCAGUCGGGCGUAGAAGUGCCAGGCAGGACAUGCGAUUCGCCAAGGAGGUUCCCUAAGCCGGCUGCACCGGGAGAGAAUCAUCCCCAAAUAUUGCCCGUCGAAACUUUGGGGCCUGGAAGUCAAGAGACUCCUUUCCCCCCGAGGGCUGAGCAAGACGCUACCGGCGCGAAGCCCGAGGAAGACUUGGUGUUGGCUCUGAGGGAGCAAAUUCGUGGGCCCACGGCCUCCAGAUCCGUCCCUGACCUGAUAAAUUUUUUCUUAUCGCCCGAGAUGCUGACGGCGGAGAACCGCUAUCACUGUGACAACUGCGCUUCUCUUCAGGACGCAGAGAAGCUGGCCGAACUGACGGAGGGGCCUCACUACCUCAUCCUCACCCUGCUGAGGUUCUCCUUUGACCUGAGGGCCAUGAGGAGGAGGAAGAUCUUGGACAACGUCUCUGUUCCGCUGGUGUUGAAGCUUCCGGUCAUGACAUCUUCAGAGGACCCGAGCGGCGGAGCGAACCCGCCACGGAGCGCCUCAGCACGCAAGGCCUUCGCUUCGGUGGUGUACGACCUUUGCAGCGUGGUGGUGCAUUCUGGGGUCUCCUCUGAGAGUGGCCAUUACUAUUGCUACGCCCGGGAGUGUGAGGAUGUGGCGGCUGAAAGCAACCUGAAGGACGCCUCUCGGAGCGGCGCCCCAGAGAAACCUCCGGACGUUGCGAUCCAGUGGUACCUCUUCAACGACACCAGAGUCUCAUUCUCGUCUUUCGAGUCUGUCAGCAAUGUGACAUCCUUCCUGCCCAAGGAUACGGCUUACCUGCUGUUCUAUAGGCAGAGGACGAGCCAGUCGAGAGACGCGGGGCGUGGGGCCACUGGAGAGUCCGGCCGGGUGAAUGGAGACUUGCAUUCUCCGGACAAAAGCCUGAUGGAAGCCAUUGCGAAGGAUAACAUCCUAUACUUGCAAGAGCAAGAAAAGGAAGCUCGAAGCAGAAGUGCCUACAUCUCGGCCUUGCCCAAGUCCCCUCUGUGGUGGAAAGACUUUGAUGGGGACGAUGACGACAGUUCUUCGGGGGGUUGUGGGCACGACCCCGGUGGAGGGUCAAGCUCUUUUCACGGACUCGUCUUCUAGCCACUGUUGACCCGACACAAAAUGGCCGACACUGUCACCACCAAGCAAGGCUCCACUGUGCUCAACGAUCCUUUGGCCUUUUUAAUCUUCUUAGCAACAGGAGAGCUAGGCCCGCCGUGGCCGAGACAGAGCACCACAACCGUUUGAACGGCCUGGCCCUACCGCUCCAUGGAAUUCUGGGAAAUGUAGUUCUCUGAAGGAUGCUGAGGAGGGAAUUCUCCGCUCCCUCAUGGAACUACACUUCCUAGGACCGUCAGGAAGACGGAAUUCGAAGUGUCCUGAGGUGCCCCAUCUACACCUUCUCCCCUUGCGAAAAGGUGGGGAAAUCCUUUUGCGAACCCCCUCGAGAGGGGCGUCUUUUCAGGGAGGACAGUGCAGCAAACUGGACUCGUAGGCAUUUCUGCUGCCCUGUGAUACCUUUUCAAAGCAGAGCGGCAGCAGGUUCUGAACCCCUGUCCUGUUUCAAGUCCUUGUUGGCCAUAGAUAUUUUGAGUGGAACUGAAAGAGAAGUAGGAGCUUUGCGGGGGAUAGAACAAUAUGGCGGCUUAGAAUAAUUCAGGCCACAGGGCAACACGGUUGUUGAUCAGCACUGGCCUUGGGUGUACCGUGUGCCACUAGGUUGAAGAUUAAAAAUGGUGCACAUGCCCUCUCUCAUAUGAGAUCUUGAAGCUCCUAGAUGUGCUAGUCCCCUUCUCAAGUAUCCAACCUCAGCCUGUGGUACGUUAGGUAGGAGGUCUUACCUGCGCUCUAUCACAGAGCUCAGGUGAGUCACGCCCCCUGGCUGCCAUCACAGAAGAAGCACUCUCUCCUCAUUGACCUAGACAGCCACCUAGGGAAGAAUCAUGUUUAGAAAGGCUGGUCCUCCUGACAUGAAUCUUUCCUUUGCCGAUUUCCCCAUUUCU